Molecule: messenger RNA, 2433 nt
Organism: Ostreococcus lucimarinus CCE9901
Lineage: Eukaryota; Viridiplantae; Chlorophyta; Mamiellophyceae; Mamiellales; Bathycoccaceae
Exons: 1
Coding region: 33-1823 (596 amino acids)
Source: RefSeq, a predicted model, not a curated record
CACAAUCCGACGCUCGACUAAAGGAACAAACUAUGCCGACGUACGAAGCGGCGGCGAUUAGUGAGACAUACGGCGCGCCCGGCUCGUCGAACGACGGCGCUCGCAGUUGGCAACAAACGGAGGAACGUGAAGGGCGAAAAGCGGCGGCAUGCGGCUGGUGUACCGUGAAGCAGGCCGCUGUGCUGUUUGCUGUGGGUGUGAUUUCGUUCUCGUACCGUGAAAGUGCACCGAAAGGGCCGUCUGCGUUGCUGGGAUUGUCCGCGCACUCGAUCCAGGGUGAAUUUGAUCUCCCUGAUCACUUGGACGAAUUCGUUGACGAGAUGGAAUUCGGUCCAGAAGUCCACGCGUUGCUCGGGAGUGCGGGUCCUGGGGAGGUGAUCCCAGGUGCCGAACCCAGGUUGAAUGCGGCAGGAGCCGAGGAUGGCAUGUUCAUAUCGACCAAGGGCGGAAGAAACGCGACGCUAUUACGAAUUAAGAUGCUUAAACAACAUUUGCGCAGGCGUGACGAUGAAAAUCUUGCUAAUGAUGAGCAUUCGAACUUCGUUUGGCAGGCCACGGUGGAUGAGGGUGCGACGCAACCGGCGCCAGUGAACGUCUCAGCAUAUAUGCAAAAACUGCACGAAGAGAUUGAGCAAGACAAGGCAUUAUUGGAGGUACACGAAGCGAUGCUAUCUGCUCGGUUGGGCGGAAAAUGGGACAGCUUUAGUGAUGGUGUAAGUGCUGCGUCGAAUGCGAAGGGUGCUGUCGUUGCGAACGCCAUCACCGUCGAGUUCUGUUGGAAAAACUCAUACGGCCGCGAUGUGGGCAAAGUCCCGUCUCAUUGCCCUUCCAAUAAAGAAACAAUUGCAGGGGGCGUCUUGUGCUAUACCAAAUGCCACCACCUCGGUAAUUAUGCCAGAUUUGGCUACGACUGCCAUCAACGCUGCGGCUCGGGCUGGAAUGAUCAUGGUCUUUUUUGUAACAGAGGUAACCGCGGUCGUGGUGUUGGUACCGUCCAGUGUGGCUGGGAGUACUGGUCAUCAUCAUCAUCCACCCUUGGCGAACAUGCGGCCAACGGUCGACGCCUUUUGGGGAACGCGAGGACAAGACUCGUAUGCGGCGGAAGGCACUGUAGCAGAAAAGGAAGACAAGACUGUCUUGGACUUUGUUAUCCUCCUUGCCCUAGCAGUCAUCCGAACCGGAUUGGCUGCAACUUGUGCGGCGUUUCUUGCACCGGCAAUGGGUACGCACAUGGAAUUGCGCCGAGUUGCCCGAAAAAGAUAUACUGCUCACACGGCUUUGAAGCAGCCACGUGUCCUCCUGGUUUGGAGUACGACGCUGGUUUGUGUUACAAGAAAUGUCGCAGUGGUUACAAUGGCGUCGGUCCAGUUUGCUGGGGCCAACCUCCAACAGUGAGCGGUGAGAAGUGGGUGAACUGCGGUAUGGGUGCCGCAAAAGAUGACGCCGCUUGUGGCUCCGCGGUAACUAAUAUGAUUCUCGGGCCGUUGGAAAUUAUUGCAUUUGUAGCGACCGCUGGGAGUAGUGGAGCUGCGACAACUGGGGCCAAGGCUGCAGCCCGUGCCGGUGCUAACGUUGCCGAAGCUGGGAGUAAGCUUGCUGCUUUGAAAAAGGCGGCAAAUAGUCUCGACCAAGGUAUGGAGGCGGUUGGUAAGACUACCGGCUAUUUUUCUGCGAUGAAAAACGUAAACAGCGCGGAAUCAGAGACGGAUGCGGUCCGCGCGGCAGCUGAGCUCGCAUCAGUCUUUGAUCCGUCCGGGGUCAGCAGUACCGUCGCCGCAUACGCUUUCGACAAGUGCGACAAGAUCCACAACAAAGCGGACUAGCUGGGUCGUGUACGUACAAGUACAACAAGCACCCGCGAAGGUCAGCGUAUAAUCGAGACAAGAUCGUCGAUAUAAAAGAAGUCAUUUUAAAUAACAAAAAAUCCCAAUUUUGCUUAUCUCACUCCACUCACUUUCGCGCGAACGUCUCCUUGUCAAACACGGACUGAUCAGUGCAAAGACAAUUGCUGCUGUUGACCUCGCGCGGGUGGACUGAGCACCCCAUCCAAUCAAUUAUGUAUUAAUACCCUUAUAAAUGUUAAUAUAUGUACGCAUGAGGCAUAUAUAGGUCGCAUGAGCCACGCCAUCCUCAAAGCGCGGGAUUUGGCCGAAACAUGGGACAAUAUAUGGGGCUUUGGGCGCGGUUUUAACCGCCCAAAGUGCUAUAUAGCCCAACCGAAGUUAGGGUUUAAGGUUUAGACCUGUUUUUCUGUCGCGAGGAUUCAUCUUUCGCGACGACAGAUGAAAAUUAAUUUAGAUAAAACUGAUUAAAGUUUGACUAAACCCUAGGGUGAUUGUACUAGGGUUUGGAUAUGUCUAAAUAUAUGUUAUAUUUAGAACAACGGAAGAACUCGUAACCAGAAACCAACGAAACGAGCACACGAAAGUGACU